CUGCAAAAUGACUAUCUCAUACACCGUACGCGCCGUUUCUCUCUCGGCAUUGAAAUGUGUUUGUGGUGUUUUUGGAUUAUAAAUAAUUUUCGAAGCGAUAACAUAAGGUUCAGUCAGUGUUCAAAUGUGUUUCGAUUCGGUUCGAUGUUUUCCAUCGUGGUGCAAAAUUUCAUAACCGUAUAGAACAGAAAGAAAAAGGAAAAAAAAACGCGCCACAGGAAAUUGGUUUGGAGUGACUCGAUUCACUUCUGAACCUUUUUCUCUGUUGUUUCAGUUUUUUUCUUUGUUCAUUUUGCGUUUGUCAUAAUUCUACCGAGUAAAUUGCGACGAAGGUGGACAAUUGUGAAAAACUGUUUGCUUGAAAGUUAAAAAUAAAUUGUACAAUUCUUGGAAUAACGAAAUUGAAUCAACCAAAAAAUAAAAUUAUAGUGACUUGAAAGAAGAAAAAAAAAUCUGGAAGUAAAAAUCGCAAGGAAAUAAGAUUAAACACAUCGUUGCUCGAUUUAAGCAAACAGGGACAACAAAAAACGAGAACGCUGUAGUACGAAAAAGAAAUCAUAUCAAAUCAUUGGAAAUUCAGAAAAUGAGGUCAAAACGCAACACAAAACAGAUAAUGAGCGUUUUAUUUGUUCUGCUCAACAUUCUCCUGCUUUGUAAUGGAGUCGCGUUCGCCGCACCGAAUGCGAUCGAAGAAUCACAUCGCCAGUAUCAAGUGAAACGAUCAUCAAAUGGACUCAGAUAUUCUGGUGCAAAUAAUGUCCAAGCACAGGGUGGUAUCAUCGAUCGUGUUCGACGUGAGUUGGGUCGCUAUUCAACAACAAAUGCAGCGAAUGGCGUGACAUGUACAACCGAAUGUCGUUUGUUAUCUGGUUACAGUGCUCGCUCCCAAGCCGAAUUGGAUGCAUUGGCCCGUGAAAUGACCAAUAAAAUUGUACACGAUUUGCAAACGGGCAAAAUUCAACGUGGUCAAAUCAAUUCGCCAAAUUGGUUUGAAAACCGUGUGGCCGAUCAUUUCCAAAGUCAACAACAGCAUCAGCAACAAAGCAGUCAAUUCCAACAGCAAUCACAAAGCCAACAAAGCUACGGAUACAUUCAACCAAUUUCCACGGGCAAUUCAUACCAACGCGUCGUUGAGGAACAUCACAAAGAAGUUAACCGAAACUCUGCCUAUCCGCAAACAAUUUUCACUGGCGGCGCAACCAUUGUGCAUCGCAACAAUUGCACGGAUCAAAUUCAUCACGGUUCAUCAUUACCUCACUUCAACACUCAAAAUCAUUUCAAUCAUGAACGCGUUGAAAGCAAUCGUCAAGUAAAUAUCGCACCAACUUUUAUCGCUCCAAUUGGUGGCGGUGAUUCAACGUAUCAUGUUACGCAAACGUUUGAACGCAAAGAGCAGCACCGAGCACCACAAAUGCCAAUUGUGAUUCCGUCACAAAAUUCCUACACACAUCAAUACGAAGAGGAGCAACGUCAAAUCCAUCGACAACAGCCAAGGCCACAAAUUAUCGGAAUCAAUCAACAGCAUCGUAAUUCACACGUUGAAACUGAACGAGUUCAUAAUGUUCAGAUUAUCACACCCGCACCGACACCAGCCAUCACUCGUCAAGAUAUUUACGAUCACUUCUAUGAAUCGGAGGUGGUGCCAAAUUAUAAGCCACGCGUCACAAUCGACCAAAAUACACAGUUCCAUGAGCUCGAAGUUCGCAACCGUCAACACUAUCAACAACCAACGGUAAUUCCAACGGUCACAUCACGAACACACAUCGAAAAGGAGGAAGAGCAAUUCGAUCGCCAAUAUCAACAGAAGCCAGUGAUUAUACCGCAAGGCUCGAAAAGUAUCACUACGAAUGAAGAGGUUGAAGUUAGUCGUCAAGUGACUCAAAGACCUUAUAUUUAUCCGACACAAAGCACAAUCACACGCACUGAAAACGAAGACGUUCAAACGAUUCGUCAACAGACUCGGCCACAAUAUCCCGUCUUUUCACAUACGUCAAAUGUUCAGAGCUUCAACGAAAGCCGAAACACCAACACAAACACUCAAACAGUCUAUCAACAGCCAAGCGGUCACACGGUCACCACAAUCAAGGAAACACACUACAUAAACACAUUGCCACAACCGGCCAAUCAAUACACGUACACCUACACCGAGGAGGAAUAUGUGGAACGUUUGAAUCGCAUUCAACAGGAGUUGCGCCGUUUGGGCUAUGGCACAUUGUCAGAAGAGGAAUACAAUGCAACGAUUUCAUCGGGCGGUUUUAUACAUAAUGGCUACAAAUAUUUGUAUAAUGCCGAUCAUGGACGUUAUGAAAAAACCGAAAAGGUUGAAAUCAACGAAGAGGAGUAUCAUUCACAGUUGCGCGAAUUGCAAAAUCAAUUGCAACAGCUUGGUGUGCAAAUGACAGAACGCGAGUUCAAUCAAACCAUUGAAGAUGGAUAUUUCGUUCGAAAUGGAGUUCGUUUUGUGUUUGACUCGGAAACACGUACCUAUCAUCGCCAAGAUAUUGCCGACGAACAAUACGAAGUGUUGAGACAACGCAUUUUGGAGGAAUCAAAUCGCCACGGAUGGGCGUUGACAAGUCAUGAGAUCAAUCAAACCAUUGCAACGGGAUAUUUGAUAAUAAAUGGGCAUCGAUACAGUUUGGAUAAGCAAACGGGUGUUUUGGUUGAGGGACAAGAGGUGCAAAUCAGUGAACAGGAAUAUCGAACGAUUUUGCGUCGUCUGCAAGAGCAAUUACGUCAAUUGGGUUUCGAACAAAUGACCGAAACGGAAUACAAUCAAACGAUCAACUCGGGCUACUUCGUUCGUGGUGGUCAAAAGUAUCGAUACAAUGCUGACAUUGGACGCUAUGAACAAGUUGAAAUUUCAGAAGAAGAAUACCACGCUAUUGUGACCAAAUUGAAAGAGACAUUACAGCGUUUGAACUAUCGUCAGAUGAGUGAGCAUGAAAUGAACCAAACAAUUGCCACCGGUUCAUUUAUUCGCGGCGGAUAUCAAUGGACGUACAACACUGAAACUGGCGAGGCAAAUGCCGUGCGCAUUGCAUCACAAUUCGAAGAAUUGUCGGAAACGGAAUAUCAAUCAAUUUAUCGUCGUUUGCAAUCGUUGCUCAAACGCUUGGGCUAUCCGAGCAUGAGUGAAACCGAGUGUAGCACUGCGAUUACGACAGGUACAUUUUCACGUGGUGGCAACCAAUGGGUGUAUCAACCGGCUUCGGGUGAAUUCGAACGAAUUGAAUUGACCGAAAGCGAGUAUAAUUUCCGUAUAAAUCGUUUGCUUGAAAUUCUCACGAAAUUGGGCAUACAAAAAACAUCGGCCGAACAAAAUGAUAUCAUUUAUCGUGGUAAUUUCUAUCACGGUGGCCAUCGUUAUGAAUAUGAUACGACGAGCGGUUCAUUUGUUCAGGUUCAAAUGAGCGAGGAUGAGUAUCAGGAACGCAAACGUCAAUUGCUUGAACAAUUGCAACAAAUUGGCUACGGAACGAUGACAGAUUCUCAGUGUCGCGCCACUAUUAACAGUGGCAUUUUCUAUUACGGCGGUCACGAAUGGGUUUACAGCUAUGAAAGCGGAAAAUAUGAAAUGGGAAAUGUGUCGGACAAAGAAAAUGGCAUCGUUGAUGAUAAUCAUUUCAAUAACAUUGAUCUGGAUGACACACACUAUGAAACGUCGAAGAAAGAAGACGCCGCCAAACAGGACAAGACAUUUGAUAUCGAUAAAAUGGAUAAGAAUAAACGGCCAAAGGAAAUUAUUAGCAAAAAUCGCGGUGAUCAACCGCCACAAACAUUCGAAGAAGACUACGAUGAAUCGGAAGAGGUGACACAAAAACCGGUGCCAAUCCAAGUGAUUCCAACACAAGCCGCUACACGAAGACCAAGACCACCGGUUAUUACAACACCAACUCCAUUGAUUGUAUCCACCGUUUCCAAUGACUAUAGCCGACGCGUUGAAAGCGAACGCAUUGUACAAUACUCCGUUCCACCGCCCGAAACUGAAAUCGAACAGAGAUAUCAUCACAAGAAAACCACAUACACCCAAACAUCCGGAUUCGUUCCAGUCAAUCAAGAGGUUCUCAGCCGAUCACGUAAAUCUGGUUCGACUGGCUUUGAAGGCGAUGAUACUCAAAUAAAUGGAACACCAACGGCCGAGAAUCUUGUUGUUGCAACUGAGACAAAAGGUGAUAUUGUUGCAGAGCCGAUGAAAGAAGCCAUUGAAAAGGUCGAAGAGACUCCAAUUGAAUUGCAUCAUGACGAAGAGCCAACGAAAACCCGAUUUUCGGGCCGUAAAAAUCCAAUCGAUUUUUUCGAUUCAACCACACAAAUUAUUGAAACCAAAGCUUCAAAAGAGUCAACACCCGGUUUUUGGAAUCGUUUGAAAGAGAAGGCUAACAAUUGGUUGCAUUGAACCAAAAAAAAAAACCGAAUGUACAUUUUGUUCAAAUUUAAUUUUGCAAUGUUUUUGUUUGUUACUUACGUCGCCUAAGCCUUUGUAGAAUCGAAUGAACUUCUUCUGUUGAUUAACAUCUGCAAUGAAACAUGUAAACAAAAUAUAACACGCCAAUUCAGCAAAACAUUAUGGAAAAUUACCUAAAUUUAGCGCUUGCGACGGUUUCACUGCUGUUCCCUUAACAUUAGACAUCUUUUUUCACUGUUCUGAAUUCUGAUUCACAAACGAUAGAAAAAACUAAUAAAAUUGACUUGAUAAACAAA
Molecule: messenger RNA, 4704 nt
Organism: Sitodiplosis mosellana (orange wheat blossom midge)
Lineage: Eukaryota; Metazoa; Arthropoda; Insecta; Diptera; Cecidomyiidae
Exons: 6
Coding region: 584-4399 (1271 amino acids)
Source: RefSeq, a predicted model, not a curated record